Messenger RNA from Bradysia coprophila, 4316 nucleotides. RefSeq names its product helicase senataxin-like. Gene Ontology annotation, biological process: termination of RNA polymerase II transcription. The record is from RefSeq and is a predicted model, not a curated record. Gene Ontology annotation, cellular component: nuclear body. Gene Ontology annotation, molecular function: helicase activity; protein binding; transcription termination site sequence-specific DNA binding. NCBI's taxonomy places the organism in Eukaryota, Metazoa, Arthropoda, Insecta, Diptera, Sciaridae.
UGAUUUCUAGUUUAUAUCAAACGCUAUUCAAGUACGGUCACCAAAUUAAAUAGGAAUUGUCGUUAAUUCGAGAUUGAAUAUUUGUUAAUAAUUAUAAAAUUUGUGGAUAAUUUGAAGUGAUAUUAGAAUUUUAAAUGACAACAGAAACAACGCUAAAUCGAAAGAUUGUAGCUGCUUUUUGUUUUAGUCCAGUGACGUAGUGUUGAACGAAUCGAGCCAUCGAGGACCCUUUCACAAAUUCUAAAAAAAUAUAAAUGCUGCCAGCCGGUUCUAAAGGCAUGGGUACUUCUGACUAUUACCUUGAACGUGUCGGCCUAGAAGGAAACCUACGGUUGAGAUUGAAUUUAAAAAAAGGAAUAAAUGCAAUUGGUCGAGCGGGCAGUCGGAGUGCAAUUGAUUUCGGCAUCGAUUCAUCACGCUGUUCGGCACUCCAUUGCGAAAUAACUGUUUCUGGUAAUUCAGUAGAGAUCGUCAAUAAAAGUAAAACAGUUGGAACGACUGUCAACGAAAUUAAACUGACCGAGCACAGCUUACAACUAAAGGAAAAUGAUAUCAUCGGAAUUGUACGUGGUAUUGAGAUACCGUGGGACCUUACCGGAAACUACAAUUUGUUUGUCUAUCGUUUAUGUCGAUACACCAGCGAGAAUCUUCUGACGAUAGAAAUCGACGAUGAUGAGACCUACGAAAUAAGUGACGAUGAAAAUCCGUAUGACGACGACGUAAUUAUCGUGGAUCCGAUUGAUAUAAAAGUGGAGCACGAUCUGAACAUACAGUUAUCGAGGGACUUAAAUGCAGAAAUCAAGAAGGAAUUGGAGGACAUUGACGAAUCGGAAACGUAUUUUACGCAAAUAAAGCAAGAGCCAUCGAAUUUUUUCGAAAUAGAAACCACCGGCGACAUCGUCAAGCAUGAACCAGCUGACAUUACAACAUUUGAUCCGCAUCAGCCGAAUGAGGAUUAUAAUCCAGAGAUGCUUCGACGUGAAUCGAAUGAUUCUACCGAUACGUUGAUCUUUUCUCCGAGUCACGAACAAGACGAUGAACAUGGUGUAGAAUACAAUUCAGAAGGUGCACCAGUGAACAUACGCCUCCAUUCCGAUGACGAAACAAUAGAAAAUGUGAGAUUGUUCGUAGAACAGGAAUUUGAGGUCGAUACAGCCGAAAUAGAUAGAUCGAGGAAAAAAGAUGUUCCGGAGAUGGUCGUUGAUAUUAAGCAAAUGGACAAACGACACAAGAGAAGUGGUUCGAAUGAUUCUACCGAGACGUCGAUAUUUUCUCCGACUCAUCAAAGGCAAGAUGAGCGAAGUAACCAAUGCAAUUCAAAAGAUACACCGGUGAAUAAACAGACCCUUUCCAAUGGCGAGACGGUAGAAAAUGUCAAAUUGGUCGUAGAACGGAACUCUGACCGCGUAGCAGCUGAGGCAGUUGAAAAUGUUAAGAGAAAGGAUGGUCCUGAGCUCGUUGAACCAAAACCAAUGGGCAAACGACAGAAGAAAAACGUAAACGCAAACGAAAACAAGAGCGACCGAUCUCAAACGGAGAAGACAACCGCAACUGUGAAGCGAAAAGAAAAGCCGAAAAUAGCAAGUACUUCGACGCCGGCCAAAUCGAAUGAAAAAUCGACAGCUAAAACAUUAGCCAAAGUGAAAUACACCAAAGAUAACCGUGGAGCAUUCUUAACUGAUCCGACUCAGAUGCCUGGUUUGCCAACGCCUGUGAAAGAGCGCAGAAAAAGUAUAUUCGCCACGGUGCCACCAUUACGACCAUCAGUACCGCCGGUACCAAUUAACGGAAGCAAUACCAACGAUGCAGAAGUCGAUGAGGUUGUUUCAAAAUUGAUCGACGACGUUUCAAAAUUGAUCGACGACGACGCAAAAUAUUCGAGCUACAAAAUUAAGAAACUGUCCUUCAACGAUCUUCGAAAGGCAGAUGUUUAUGACGCGUCAUGUAAUUCCCCUGUUCAUCAAAAUGGUGGAAGUACACCCAAUUCCGGUUACAGCGAAAAAGUUUCUCGCCCGAAAACAGGCAAUGUUUCCAUUAACGAAUCGUUUCCUAAUCAAACUGGCUUUGAUACUGACAUAUGUAGUGUGCCGGAUGGAAGAACGGGCCAAAACGAACUCAAACAUAAGCAGACACCGCAGCCACACAAUGAAAGAGCUUACCAAAUUAAUCCUUGCCACGAAGUCAUAUCCAUACUGACGUCCUAUGAUUACGAACAAUUUAAGACAGUUGACACAUUCUGCCAGAGCAUCGAUACAAACGUUCAGUCAUUCGGCGAUAAGUUUGAUGAUUUCACGGAAUAUCAAGGAAAAAUUCUGCCGCUGAUGAUGUUGGAAUUGUACAAAGAAAUUGAACUGGAAUACCAGAAUUCCAUGAGUCAAGAUUUUCUCAAUGUGGUCGUGAUGGACAAGAACCUUGAACGGAGGGGAGAAGGACGCCGAAUGGUAUUUCACUGUCAAGUCGAAAUUUCAUGCAGAUCGAAAUAUUUGUUCGAAGGCCACCUAGUGCUAGCUCGUUGUGAUUGGAAUCGAAAGAAAAUCGAAUUUCUUGCCAUGAUUUCGUCCAUUUCGUAUGUAGGGAAAACAGAAAACCUAAGGCUCGCCUAUUUUACCCUGGAAACAUCGGUACUCAAUGAAUCGAUGCCGGUGGAAUCCCUUCAAAUCCGAGCUAUUACUGUGAUAUCAAAUACAUUGAAUGGAUUCCGGUCAAUUUACAGUUUGCACAGUUCACCGCUCUUGAACUUGAUACUGAAUCCGUUGUCCACUCAGCUUUCGCCAAAACUGAAUGCUAAGGUCGCCUAUAAAGGAUACACAAAUUCGUUGGACACCGACCAGAUGUCAGCGUUGAAGGAAAUCUAUAACCGAUGUAAAAAUCUGAAUGUUCCCAACAUAUCACUCGUCGACGGAGCAUCCGGUACUGGAAAAUCAUUUUUGAUUUCCGAUUUGGCUCUUCAACUGGUCUAUGGUGACAGCUUGCCCAAACCGUUGAGAAUAUUGAUUUGUUCGAGGAGCAAUCGAAACAUUGACGAAAUUACGAGGAAAUUGCUGUACGUACGGGAUAGAACUGUCGCCGCACAGAAAAUCCAAUUGGUAAGAUUCGGUUUACUGGAACAAAUCGACUUGGAGUGUCGAUGUGUAUCCGUACAGUAUAUGAAGGAAAACGAACAACGUUUCAUUCAAUUGGCUAACAUUGAGAAACUAGAAAAAGAGAAAAAGACAUUGGAACUGAAAGUUCGAGCUCUACAUUUGGACGAUGAAAACGAUAAUAAAAUGGAACUGAAGCUCUGGAAGAAUAAACUGAUCAAAGUAAAUACUCUCCUCGGUCGAUUGAGAGCAAUUGACAAAACUAAGCUUGGAGAUGCGACAACUAUCUUGUUAAACGCUUGUGACAUAAUAUGCACUACGCUGGGUAGUAUCACCAAAUUACAAAGCUUCAUUCCUCAUGUCGAUGUGUGCAUAAUUGACGAAUCAUCUCGGUGUAAUGAGGCAUUAACAUUGCUACCGUUGCGAUUCGGUAUGUCUUCGUUAGUGUUGUUCGGAGAUUCCUCUUUGGCUCCACCAGUAGUUUGUUCCCAAGUGGCAAAUGAGUUAAACUACGGAAAUUCAUUGUUUCGUCGUAUAUAUAAACUGUAUUCGAGUACGCCUGACAGCCCAAUCUUCCGACUAAAUAUUCAACAUCGAAUGCAUCCGGAAAUUGGAAUGUGGCCAAAUGCUUAUUUCUACAACAAUGUACUACAUCAGGCGCCCUCAAACUUAUUGGACAAUUUACCGAUCGUUCCUUACAAACUGAUAUCGUAUGCUCCCGGAAUGGAAAGCGACAAUAUUAUGUUCGUGGUCAAUUAUUUGUGCAACAAUAUCGAUCCAAAUAAGUAUACCAUUGGCGUUAUUUGCACCAACUCGAAAGAUUCCACAGUGAUGCGGAAUAAACUGAGUGAUCAUCCGCAGGUUGGAGUUUACCCUGUAUACGAAUCGCAUUUGGUUGAGAGAGAUGUGGUCAUCAUUUGGAUAAGCAAGGAGCAUGGAAUGUCCCAUUUGGCGGACAGUACAUUGUUUAAUCGGGCUGUUACUCGGGCCAAACGAUCUUUACUGAUUUGUGGAGCCGAUUUGGCAUUGUACAAGAGCCGACCGAUGUGGAAAUCAAUACUGGAAGAUGCGCAAGAAAGAAAACGUUACGUUCACCUCAAAAAAUUUUUACAAUCAAAACUAAACACAUUACUAAGAAGGAAAGUGUAAACGAACAACCAACAAUUGUCCGUUAGAUUUGUUAAUUAAAAAUAAAAACCAAAAUUAAGUUUAUACGAAUGAAUCGUUGGACCGAAA